This is a messenger RNA of Cricetulus griseus (Chinese hamster), 8164 nucleotides long. The record is from RefSeq and is a predicted model, not a curated record. NCBI's taxonomy places the organism in Eukaryota, Metazoa, Chordata, Mammalia, Rodentia, Cricetidae.
AUUUUACAUGCUUAAAAGUUUGAUUGUGGGGUAUGGGUUGUUUUUUUUUGUUAUUGUUUUAAAUAUAGUGUUGGGGCCUUUUUUUAGGGCGGGGAGGAGGAGGAAAAGCACUUAACAUUUUAACAUUUUGAAGAGGUUAAUCCGAGAAAUAUCCUGACAGUUGGGAGUGCUGGGGCCACCGGGGUGACGCGCUCUCGGGCAGUUGUGAGCAGCUGAAUGUCCAUGACCCUAGACAGAUGGGUUCUGGGAAAUACCUUAAAGGGUGGCCUGGCCUUGAUCGCCCCCAACCCGGGGUGAAAGGACCUAGGCUGCGAGGAGAGUCCGGCAACCGUCUCAGACCCUCUGUGGGUUUUCCACAUGAAGUUGCCUGCGCGUCACCAGAGCGAAAUGUCAGAGAGGUACCUUCCUUCCCCAGGCUCGCGCGCGCACACAAGGCGGCCACUGAGGCAGCGAGAGGGAAAGUGGGACUCCGGUCCCCGUCCCCCGUUACCCCACUCCCCAGGGCAGUCCUAGGGGCAGACAGAUUUCUCCUCGGAGCAUGGGUCCCACACCUUGACGGUCUGCACUGUCACCCACUGCCAGUCGGUCCGAGCAACUUCCAAGGUUCGCGGGGCCACCAGCGCCAGCAAAGUGUCUUGAGCUGAGCGGCUCCAGGCUGGGGGAAACGAUUUUGCAGAGGAAAUAGGUUAAUUUCCUUCUGGGUUGUUUUCAUUCCCUGCACCUCAGCAGACAAGUGACAGAAGUUUGUUAGUGUAAAAUGCCAUCAAACACGAGGGGGAGGGGGGGUCGUAGAAAAAGCUCCCGGGGAUCCAACUGGGGAAACGCAAUUACAACUUGUUAACGUGAUAGCUGGUUUUGUUUGCACAGCUAGACCCCGCUCCUUUUGCGGAAGGAGGUUUUUACCUUUGGAUUGAGAUUUCAGCCUCGGUAAUCUGACUGUUUUGGCAAACCGUACUGAUGAGUGGCAGGCUGCAAGAAAAUGCCAGCUCCUAUGCUGAGAUCUCCCCAGUACCAGCACUAUUAUGUGGCUCUGGGGAUGGGGGGAUACGGUCGAAACACCUUUUCUGGUAAUGAAGGGAAGGGCGUUUAAGAUGGAAACUGACAGUACGUAAAUAAACAAUGCAACCAAGUGGAAAAAUGGUCUUAAUGAGUACCCCUAGCCCCGAGUUUUCCUUCUGUGGUUUCCAGAAACAGGACUCUUCCUCAGUGGAACUCCCGAGGAAGACACUUAAAUUAGGGGCUUGGGUUUCAACUCAAUGGUCUUGCAAAACGGAUGAAUUGGUUGUAGCCAGUGAUUCAUUCAGCUUGGCUGAGGCAGUUUACCAGGUUAGUGUUGGGAUUUUUGGUUUUUUUAUAGAGAGAAUUCAUGUAAGUGCCCCCCACUCAGAAACUGGUCUGGACAACUGGGGCUAGAGACAACUUGUUGGAAGCCACCUCCUCCAGGCUACACCUUGAAGGAGAUUCCCAGGGCUUUAUUUAGUUCUGCUGACUGCAGUCUCACUGCCUCCCAAGACUCUUGAACUUCGAUCCGAACUGAUCCUAGGCUAACCCCAGAGGUUCUCUGAUAAUGCAGUAUUCUUAUGCCUUCAUGCCAAAUCAUUACAACAACACAUUAAAAUAUACAGGGAAGGUCCCAGGUAACAGGAUCUCCAAGUCUUGUAGGAUGCCCAUUUUUUUCAGGGUAUGCCUCCUCCACCCACCCCCUUCUGUGAGAUGGAGUAGCCCAAGGUGGCAUGAAACUCCCUGUGUAAAUGAGUCUGGUUUCAAACUCAAAGCUCACUUCCUGCCUCGGCUUCCUGACUGCUGCAUCUAUAGGUCUAUGAGCACGGAACCUGGCUCCAUUUUGUUUUGCUUGAUUGUUUUAAUUUUACAUUCUCUCUUUUUUCCUUCUUGAAGGAGGCACUAAGAUAACCAAAAGCUUCUAGGAAAUACUCUAAACAGCCCAGCCUUUUUUCCUAAAAGACAUUGGGGGUCGUGAGGAGAAGCCAGCGAGCAGGAGCUCAGUUAGACUAGCAGAGUUUUCUAGUUGGAAAAUACCAUAGAGACUGCUUUCAUAGAUGAAAUUUAGCCAUCAAGAGAUUUCUGCCAGGUAGUGAACUAUUACCUGAGGGCUUCCAGAAGAUAAACCCACUGGUCUCUCUGUAGGUAGUAACUAGAGCCAAUCAGGGUCAAAGGUCAUCCUGGAAUUGCCUCUUCGUAGGAGAUCUGGACUCAGACCCUAGUUAGGUUCAGAAUUCACAAGUUGUGAACACUGAAAAUCAAGAAGUGAGGCGGUCGCCAGAGAUCAUCUGGUUGCUUAAAGCAGCCCAGUCCUUUAGAUCCUCCCAAGGCCUUUCCCAUCGGGUACAACCACAACACCAAACAGGCAGGCUGUCUUUGCAUUCUGUUACUUGUAGAGGCUUUUGCGUAGCCCGGGUCAAAGGUUAGGCAUUGGUUAAGUUGUGCUCUGGGUGACAGAGAGCAAGAAGGCCUGCUGAAUAAAUGGCAGAAGGAAGAGAAGAGCUGAGGAAACUGCUUAUUCUGCAACCAGACACUUCCUCAUUUUAGGGCUCCUUUUUUAUAAGGCAUGAGCUGUGCUUUGGUUGGUGGGGGUGUCUCAAGACUCUCACUGUUUAGUAAACUUUGAGGAGGGGCUAUUUUUGUUUCUGUUGGGUUUUAAUGUUUAUUGUUUUGCUCUAGGGGGUUGUUUGUCUGUUUUUCUGUUUUAGGGAGAGGGAGAAGGUAGACAGUACUGUAGCCCAGGCUGAAAUUUAACUUUUUUUGAGACAGAGUCUUGUUGUGUGACCAAGCCGGCAAUCCUCCUGCCUCAGUCUUCUGAGUGAACCACAAUGCCCAGUUUGUUGAGUGAACUUUUAGCGAUCGUAUGUGAUACACAAAAUGUUAUGCAGGCAGUGGUCUGGGAAGAGAAGCUGAUUGCCUGCCUCAUGCAAUCUUUUUUUGCCCCGGGGUAGGGGUUGAAAUAGGGUCUUGUUUUAACCUGAACUAGCUCAAACUUGCUAUGUAGCCACAGGUGAUCUUGAACCCCUGAUACUCAUGCCUCCACCUCCCACAUGUUAGGUAGCAUGCUACCAUGCCCAAGUUUUUGUUUUGUCAGACAGGGUUUUUCAGUGUUAGCCUUGGCUAUCUUGGAACUCAUUCUGUGGACCAGGCUGACCUCGAACUCACAGAGAUCCGCCUGCCUCUGCCUCCUGAGUGCUAGGAUUAAAAGUGUGUGCCACCACCACCUGACAGUACCCAAGUUUUUAUGUUCAAUUUUAGAAAGUACAUGCCUGUAUCACCUCCUAGUGAGGCUUCCACUCUGUUAUUACACUACAUUGUGGACUUAGCUUACAUCCAUCCAUAGUAGGACAUAGGAUGCUCCAGACUCAUUCGGAGAGAGGCCAAUUUACCUUUAUGAUUAUCCCAGGAAUAAGGAAGCAAGUUUUACACACACACCCCCACCUUAAGCCAGUAUUAAUUGGGCAUGGCUGCUUUAUGAUUUUAAUCCCAACACUUGAAAGCUGGGACAGGAAGAUUGCUGCAAGUUUGAAGCUAGCUGGAGCUGGAGCAAAGUUACAUCUGGUUGUAGCCAGAACAGAGAGGUAUAGACGGAAAGCAAGAUUUUAAAGCUCAAGUAAAAGAACCAAUCGCCAAGUCGGGGCUCUGAAAAUAAACAGAAGGCAGAAGUUCCCUGUCUUCUGGCAGCUGUCACAGAGCAAAUCUAAUGUCCAGCUGCUUCACACCCACUCGGGCAAGACCCUUCCAGGGUUUGCACUUCUGUUCUUAGCUUAAUUUCCUUGGGCCACCCACCAGGCUCAGCCUGAAAAAUCAGCUGAUUUUACUUUUGCUAAAGGAAAAAAAAAAUGACAGCUGCUAAAGCUGGACGAUGUUAGAGCAUCUUCAGUCACUGCUGGCUUUGGUAAAGCAUGCUUUUACUCCCAGCACUUGGGAGCUAGGGGCAGGAUGAUGGCUAUGAGUUCAAGGCUAGCCUGGUCUAUAUCUGUAUCAAGUUCCAGGACAGUCAGAGCUACGUAGAGAGACCCUUUCUCAAUAAACAACAGCCAAGAGACUCCCCAGUCACUUCUUUGACUGAAGAGGAGUGCAAGCCAGAGAUGGGAACUGACUACCUCAAGCCACACAGUUGUGUGGCUAGUUUAAGACCUCUGUACAUGGAGGUCAAGAGUACUUUGGGGAUGGUGAGGUGACUGAGUGGGUAAAACUGGCAACCUAAAUUCAAUCUCAGGAAGCCACCUGGUAGAAGGAGAGAACCAACUCCCCCAAGUUGGUCUCUGACUUCCACAUGUACUCUAUGGCAUGAAUAUACCCCACUCCUCCUGAAACAUGCAUGUAAAUAAAUAAGCUAAUGUAAUUAAAAGCAUUUGUUUUGGUAGGGUGCUUUGUCAAGCUAGGGGUGUAGCUCAGCUGUUGGAAUGCUUUCCUAACAUGGAUGAAGCUCUGGGUCCCUAGAAUCACAUCAGGCCAGUGUAAUGGCUGAGCCCUACAAUCUCAGCAUUUAGGAGGUCUCAGAGAAACAGAAGGGUCAGAAGUUCAAGGUCAUCUUCUAUUCCAUAGCAGUUACGAGACCAGCUUGAGCCGAGUGAGACUGUCAAAAACACAAAGGUGCUCUGGCAAAAAUGACUUCCUCCCAAUAAACAUAGAAAGCACUUUCCUCCCUGGCCUUUAGUCUGUUGCUCGGUUGGCCUGGACAAUCUGAUUCUGGUCUAUUUGGGCCAAAACCCUUUACCUCCCUGGACCUGUUUCCCUGUUUUGCCAAUGAGGAAGAGAACAAGCUGACUUUGGACUCCCUUGCAGCCUCAACCUCCUGUAAUUCUAAUUUCUUUUGAAGGCUGUAGGUUGAUCCUAGCACCACCCAGCUGUUUCAAGAAUACUGUGAGCAGCUUCAAACAGAACUUGGAGGUUGUCUGAACACAGCCUUCUGGUGUUGGUGGGAACUUUAAUUUGGCUCAAACUACAGCUGCAGUACUACUCAUCCACAUAAAAUACAGAAUUUAAUCAGGACAAAGGUUCAACUUGUCUCCCUAGGAUCUUUAUCCCAAUAUAUUUCUGUUCAAAUUGGCCCCGAGGGCACCAUUAAGACUUAAGACUUUAUGGCCAGGAGGUGGUGGCGCACGCCUUUGAUCCCAGCACUCAGGAGGCAGAGGCAGGAGAAUCUCUUGUGAGUUCAAGGCCAACCUGGUCUACAGAAUGAGUUCCAGAGCUACAUAGUGAGACCCUGUCUCAAAAAAAGCAGAAAACAACAAAAAAGAGGGGAAAAAAAAUCUAGGUAUGAAGUGAUAGUCAAGACAUAAAACUCAGAUUUUAUGUUAGAAACCAGCCUGGUCUACAAGAGCUAGUUCCAGGACAUCCUCCAAAGCUACAGAGAAACCCUGUCUCGGAAAAAAAAAAAAAAAUCAGAUUUUUAUGACCUUAUAAUCUAAGUCACUUACUUGAGCAAGUAAGACAAAUGCAUGAAAGUAAAUGAUUCCCCAUUAAGUGCAUUAAGUGAUUCCUCUCACAUGAAGGUGAGGCCACCUUAGUUGAGUUUAUCAGAGGAAGCCUGAUGGGAAAAGGACCAGAAUGACCAGGGCUGUGGAGGGUCACAGCAGCUGUAGAGACUGUGCAACUUCAAGAAAUGACUUGGCCAAAAGCAAGGUAGCUGGAGACUACAAGAGCCAACAGGAACCUUUUUUGACCUUGGAAGAUCAAGAAUGACCCAAAAGAAUUCGAAGCUUUGCUCCAGAGCCAAUGUGUAUACCCAAGUGCCUGAUGGAGGAUGGGGCUGGGCAGUAGCUAUUUCUUUUUUCUUCGUCGAAGUCUUUACCUAUGGCAUCAUCAAGUCAUUUGGUGUCUUCUUUAAUGACUUAAUGGACAGUUUUGAUGAGUCCAACAGCACAAUCUCGUGGAUAAUAUCAAUAUGCGUGUUUGUGUUAACAUUUACAGCCCCCCUCUCCACAGUCCUGAGCAACCGCUUUGGACAUCGGCUGGUGGUGAUGGCAGGAGGGCUGCUUAUCAGCACUGGAAUGGUGGCUGCCUCCUUCUCCCAAAGGGUGUACCAUAUGUACAUCUCCAUUGGCGUCAUCUCCGGUUUGGGGUACUGCUUUAGUUUCCUUCCAACCGUCACCAUUCUGUCACAGUACUUUGACAAAAGGCGUUCAGUAGUCACUGCGGUCGCUUCUACGGGAGAGUGCUUCGCUGUGUUUGCUUUUGCACCAGCCAUCACGGCUCUGAAGGAGCACAUUGGCUGGCGAUACAGCCUCCUCUUCGUGGGCCUGCUGCAGCUGAACAUCAUGGUCUGUGGCGCCUUGCUAAGACCAAUCACUAUCCAAGGACCAGGGUCACCGAAAACAAUCACUCACGAGCCCCGGAGAGAAGUGCAAUGUAUGCUUGAAAAUGAGAAAACAAGAACCUCAAUAGACUCCAUCGACUCAGGAGUAGAGCUAACUACCUCACCAAAAAAUGUGCCUAGUCAAGCUAACACAGAGCAGGAGGCCAGGGCGGAACAGCAGCAGACCCUGGUGGCUGGCCCUAACCACAGCCAGAAGAGAGCCCCACUGCUAGACUUUUCCAUUUUGAAAGAGAGAAGCUUCAUCUGUUACUCCUUGUUUGGCCUCUUCGCCACGCUUGGCUUCUUUGCGCCUCCCCUCUACAUCAUCCCUUUGGGCAUCAGUCUAGGCAUUGACCGUGACCGAGCGGCAUUCUUACUAUCUACAAUGGCCAUUGCCGAGGUGUUCGGAAGGAUCGGGGCUGGCUUUGUCCUCAACCGAGAGCCCAUUCGGAAGAUCUACAUUGAACUCAUAUGUGUCAUUUUACUGACGGUGUCUCUCUUCGCCUUCACUUUUGCUACUGAAUUCUGGGGUCUGAUGUUGUGUAGUGUGUUUUUUGGCGUCAUGGUCGGGACCAUAGGAGGGACCCACAUCCCACUGUUGGCAGAGGAUGACGUCGUUGGAAUCGAGAAGAUGUCAUCUGCAGCCGGAGUCUAUGUCUUCAUUCAGAGCAUUUCAGGGCUGGCAGGACCACCCUUGGCAGGCCUACUGGUCGACCAGAGCAAGAUCUACAGCAGGGCCUUCUACUCCUGCGCAGCAGGCAUGUCGGUGGCUGCUGUGUGCCUCGCCUUGGUGAGACCUUGUAAAAAGGGCCUGUGCCAGCAUCCUCAUUCAGGUGAAAAACAGACAGACAGCCAUCACAGGAAGGCUUUACAGGACAUACCAGAAGACUUUCUGGAAAUGGAUCUUGGGAAAUGUGAGCACAGGGUUCAUAUGAAAAUGGAUCCAGUGUGACACAUUUUCAUGUCAUAGCUUCUAUGUUGCCUGGGAAAAGAGCCCCUGGGGCAGGUGCCGACCAUAGGACCCCACCUUCAAAACUGCAUAAAGGGAAUGCAUGUGUGAGCAGCAAUAGCAACAUCUUUCCCUUUCCCGUAAGUCCAUUUUGCUUGCUCUUUAAGCCAAAACCAAAACAAUCAAACACUUUUCCAUACAGGAAUCCAGCCCUAUUCAAUAGCAAUACAAAGAUACAUGGAAGGACGCUAGUUCACAUCCCAGCACUACAACAAUUCCAUGAAUUGGCAAACUGGUGUUCAAAGUACUCAUGUGUAUAAACUAUUAUUUUAUAAAGCGACAUCCAGCCAAAUUCAUGGAAAUGAAUUGGCCAUUCCAAAAAGAAAAAAACAAUCUUGAAUCAUUAAAAAAAAAGUUGCUGAUUUUCAGACAAACAGGUAAAUUAUUUUUUUAAACAAUUUGAAAAAUUACUAAGGUUUAAAUUGACAAAUUAUGGCUUCUGAGUUUUCUCAGUAUUGCAUGGAAAGAAAGCAAUUAUUUAAGACUAAGCAUUUGAUUAAUAUGCAAAAAACCUAAAAACAUAUAACAACUUGAACUUCAAAGAUUGCUACUUCUUUUUAUGGCCAGCCAUCACCACAAGUAUUUCAAUAGAAAUGUUAAAUUGCAUUCAUGUUUCCUAUUGUUUUUCAUAAUUCAAGAAAUAAGUGUUUGUAGUACUUUUUUUUUAAUUUAAACCACUAUUUAUUAUUAAGUUAUUCUAGGAUGAUUAGAAUGAUCAAAAGAAGGGCCGGUGAGAUGGCUCAGUGGGUAAAGGUGUUUGCUGCCAAGAUUCAUGACCUGAGUUCAAUUCUUAGAACCCACAUGGUAGAAAGAGAACCAACUUCUUUGAGUCAUCCUCUGACCUCCACACA